AUGACAAGUGCUAAACCCUAUAAAACAUUGCAAAGUGGAACAUUUUAUUUAAAUCGGAAAAGUCCGCUGUGGGUAUUAAAUGAUGAACAGCGCAAGGAUGCGGCAGUGCCUUUGAAAUCGCCUCCCAAAGAAAAAUUAAAAUACGAUCACAUUAAACCAAUUUAUGUACGAAAUCGUCAAAAUUCACGCCGUUCACCAUAUUCGCCGCCAAAUCGCCACUUCCCCUACAAAGCCCAAAAACGUGUAACAUUAUAUACGAGACCAAAUUUACAGUUACCAAGGAAUUAUCUACCACACAAUCGACAAAGGAUACCAGAAUUCAAACCAAUGCCUCAACUUCCGAAAUUUGAUUCCAUACCCGGCCAGGAGAGUUUUGAUAGACCCGUACCCCUGUUCGUUUACACGGGCAAUAAGGGACGUAUGCUGUUCAAUACCAUGAUGAGUCGAUAUAAAUAUCCCAUGCAGGAACCAGUACCAGGGCAGACGUUACAUCCACCCAAAACUAUGAUGGUUAAAAACAGGCACAAGGAAACACAAUUUACCUCACCCUUUACACCACAACCACCAGUUUUGAAUGUCUCCAUGAUACCAUUUUAUGCCUUUGAGGCGAUAAAUCCAACCACCACAACCACAGCCAGACCUCCAUUAACUCCACAAUAUCCCUCCACAAAAUCCUACAAAAAAUCGAAAAAAUACUCCGCCUUCUUUGCACCUCAGGAUAUUCUAUCCCAACACUCAUUUGAUACCACCACAUCAUUACCGUUAACCCUAGAAAAACCCUUUGCCAAUCAUCGGCACUAUCUGGAAGAAUCACCCACCUCCACAACAUCUUUGCCUCACAAAAAACUCGAAGUCACCUAUAAUGAUGGUGAGGAUAAAUUUCGAAUAACCUACGAAGAUGAAAAUGCCGAUGUAAAUCUUGAAAGACCAACUGAAUUUACAACAGUGGAACCCACACCAAAAUAUCAACCACUGCAAAUGUGGCCAAGAGAAAAGAAGAAUGAAAUAAAUCGACAGUCCAAUGAAAGUGAAACAACACAUGAGAACGCAGAGAAUCAAGAGGCGGCAAGUGGUAAAGAAGACGAGGAGGAAGAUACAACGAAGGAUAAGGAGACAUGGUUUAUAUUGAAUUCAAGAUAUAAGGGACCCCUUAAAACGAAUACCAAAAAUUUACACUCAUCGAAAUAUGUACAAACGACACGAUCCAUGAAAGACGAUUUGGAUUUGCUGCAGACAACAGGCGCCCAACCGAAGAACAAUCUGAAACCCCAGAUGAGAGCUUUGUAUGGAGAUAAAUUAGAAAUAGUCAUUUAA
Messenger RNA from Musca vetustissima, 1314 nucleotides. RefSeq lists its product as uncharacterized. NCBI's taxonomy places the organism in Eukaryota, Metazoa, Arthropoda, Insecta, Diptera, Muscidae. The transcript is spliced from 3 exons. The record is from RefSeq and is a predicted model, not a curated record. Bases 1 to 1314 code for a protein of 437 amino acids.